This is a messenger RNA of Megalobrama amblycephala (Wuchang bream), 3944 nucleotides long. It is a transcript of the gene slc6a4b, whose product is annotated as solute carrier family 6 member 4b. Gene Ontology annotation, cellular component: membrane; neuron projection. The coding region runs from base 2005 to 3894 and encodes 629 amino acids. Lineage: Eukaryota; Metazoa; Chordata; Actinopteri; Cypriniformes; Xenocyprididae. The record is from RefSeq and is a predicted model, not a curated record. Gene Ontology annotation, biological process: serotonin uptake; sodium ion transmembrane transport. The transcript has 12 exons. Gene Ontology annotation, molecular function: serotonin binding; serotonin:sodium:chloride symporter activity.
AACAGGGGUCCAUCUCAUGAGGAUGAUCAUAUUUUGGGGGUCCUUGGCAUAGAAAAAAUUGAAAACCUACAAAUAUACAGAUAUGACAUGAUUAUUUCUCCUGCAAGUGUAAAUUUCUUAAAUCAAGUGAUUUCACUGUAUUUGCAGGAUGGGUACGUUAAGGAGUUGGACAGAGAAGAAUGCCGAACCAAUUCUAACCCAGAAUUCAAUGUACCUACAAAAAAGUCAAUAAUGUAUCACUACAUUUAAAGUAGGUAUUAAUAAUUUUCCUGCUGUUACAACUCAUGAAGCUGCAAUUAAUUGCAGUAUAUUUUCAGCAUAUUGUAAUCAGAAUGAAUAGCAAUAAAUGUGCAUAUGCAGUCGCACCUGUCUUAUGAAUCUAUGUGGACUUCAGUUAUCUUCUCUUUCACUUGGGCAUGAUCCAGGCCUCACGGAGGCUUCCAUUUUGAGAGUCUAACUUUAUUUGCUGCACUCUCUGGCCACUGCCCUACACGAUUACUUCAGUCUCUAUAUCCAGUUAGGAGUUUUUCGAUUAGCCCGUGCUAAAAGCUGUGGAUUUGAUUUCAAACUCUUUUUAUUAGGUUUACCUAAUGAGGACAGUUAGACCACAGAGCAGAUACACUCUCCUGGAUCUCCAGUAAAUAAUAUUACAUCUGUCUGCUCAGGAAGCCAGAGAAACUCAAAAUGUUAUUCACACUGCUCUGCUGUCAAAAUAACAUGGGUCUGAAGCCUCACAAUCCAUUCUUCAUCCAAUACAAUGGCCUAAUGCAAGGUAUACAAGACAGGUGAAGACAAUAAACAUCUUGCGUAAACAAAAACAAUCCUCAAUCCCCCAGUUUCAACAUUUAAAAAAAAAAAAAAAACUGAAAUUAGAGUAUCUUUUAUUACUUUGGUUGUCAUUUUAUCCCGCUAUAUAAAAAAUAUUUAUUUCCAAAAUAUUCAUGUCUAAAUCCCAUACAUAAAUGUAUAUUGUACUGUGGGUGCUUCAAAAUGACUUUUUUGUAUUUGUUUCUAUAGCUCUGUUGCCAUUGUCAUCUAUAUGCCUCAUGUAAUUUUAUUUUUUGACUAUUUGAUUCUGUAACCAAAUGAUGAUGCAGGCUCAGUCAAAAUCAGUAAACGGUAUGAAGGUUCUGCUGGAAAAUUAAUCUUUGUUUAACUUGUCACAAUCAUUACUGUCAGUUCUACUUGAUAAGUUAUCAUAGCUUUCUUCAUCAAUAAUUAAAUUCAAAGUUAUCACUGCAGUUUAUAAUUUGAGACCACCAUGAAUGCUGUUUUAGUGUGUUUGGCUAUUUACAGUACACUGGUUUCUAUAGUUAUAUAAGGUGAUCAUUAGCUGGUUUUAGAAUUGUGGGCUAACUAUCUGAUUGACCAUCUACUAUGAUCAUAUAUUUAUUACAUUAAGUAUGAACAGUACCUGGUUUGUUACUGGCUCAACAAGUUCUAUAGCUUUAAUUCCAGCUGAGGGAAAAUAAGAAAGUAUUAAAUUUACAAAAUUUUAUAUAUAUUUAUAUUUUUAUAUAUGGUAUUUCUGAAACAACUGUAAUAUGUCCAUUAAAAGUACACAUUGACCAUACGUUUAUUUCCUCUUCUUCAUAAUAUUGUCGUUAUUACGUUGACAAAUAGAGCAAUAUUUCUUGAGGACUCAAGCGCGCUCUUGGAAAAGUCUAUAUUUGAGUGAUAGCAGUGCUGGGCGCGCGGGAUGUCAGGGGUGAGUGAUGGUGUCGCGCGCAUCUCCCGCGUGUAAUCUCAUUCGAUCACAGCUCUCGCGCUCAGGUGGGGGACUCUUGGUUAAUCCUGAAGCUCUUACUCCCACCAGCAGGGAAAUCAACCACAGCAGCAUGCUGCGGUCCCCCGCACAGACUCUUUUGACCGCACGUCGAGCAUAAUACAAAAAACUAUUCUUACUACUUUUUACAUUUAAAAAAACUCACAAAAGCCAUUUCCUACGUAGUCUGUUAGUACUUCUGCAUUUUGCCAAGCCACCGGACCACCGAACCACCGAAGAUGCCCCACCAAGAGCAAGUGAUCGCUCACGGGAACCUCUGCGCCCCGGGUCCUCCAAACAACGCCGGGUACAACAGCAACCCGGGGCCCGUCAUCAUUCAGACAGAAUCCCGCGAUAAAUGGAGCAAAAAAAUGGAUUUUCUUUUAUCAGUUAUUGGGUUUGCGGUAGACCUCGGUAACGUUUGGAGAUUUCCAUAUAUCUGUUAUCAAAACGGCGGCGGUGCAUUUCUUAUUCCUUAUGUCCUGAUGGCUGUAUUCGGCGGGGUGCCACUUUUCUACAUGGAGUUAGCUCUGGGACAGUUUCACAGAACAGGUGCCAUAUCCAUAUGGAAACAUAUUUGCCCUAUUUUUAAAGGUAUUGGUUUCGCCAUCUGCAUCAUUGCACUGUAUGUGUCCUUCUACUAUAACACCAUCAUCGCCUGGGCUCUGUUCUACUUCUACUCCUCGUUCAGCAGCACUCUGCCCUGGACCAGUUGUGAUAAUGAAUGGAACACAGAAAACUGCACUAACUACUUUGGGAAAGAUAACGUAACCUGGACAAACUAUUCACGCUCACCUGCCGAGGAGUUUUACACGAGGAAUGUCUUGGCAGUUCAUGAAUCAUCUGGGCUUGGGAACGUGGGAUACAUUCGCUGGCAGCUCAUGCUCUGCCUCUUCCUCAUCUUCACCAUUGUCUACUUCAGCCUGUGGAAAGGAGUCAAGACUUCAGGAAAGGUAGUGUGGGUGACCGCCACCCUGCCGUACGUAGUGCUGUUGAUUCUUAUGAUCCGUGGUGCCACUUUGCCAGGAGCGUGGAAAGGAGUGGUGUUCUACCUCAAUCCCAAAUGGGAAAAACUGCAGGAGACCAGCGUAUGGGUAGAUGCAGCUGCACAGAUCUUCUUCUCUCUUGGUCCUGGUUUUGGCGUUCUGCUUGCCCUGUCCAGCUACAAUCCCUUCAACAAUAACUGCUACAGAGAUGCUAUUGUAACCAGUCUGGUGAAUUGCCUGACAAGUUUUGUGUCAGGGUUUGUUAUUUUCACUGUCCUGGGAUAUAUGGCUGAACAGAGAAAUGUAAACGUUGAGGACGUAGCCAAGGACAAAGGACCGAGUCUGCUCUUCAUCACAUAUCCAGAAGCAAUUGCAAACAUGGUUGGGUCGACUUUCUUUGCCAUCAUCUUCUUUGUAAUGAUGAUUACUCUUGGAUUGGACAGCACUUUCGGUGGGCUCGAGGCCAUAAUCACAGCUGUAAUGGACGAGUACCCAGAUGUCCUGUCCCAUCGGAGAGAGCUGUUUGUUCUUGCACUGGUGGUUGUUUGCUUUCUGGGCUCUCUCAGCACCCUUACUAAAGGUGGUGCAUAUGUGGUUAAGUUACUAGAAGAAUUUGGAGUUGGUUCUUCAAUUAUAGCUGUAGUAUUUCUGGAGGCCACAGCAGUAUCCUGGUUUUAUGGUAUUAACAGAUUCAGCAAUGAUAUCAAGUCAAUGUUGGGAUAUACUCCAGGAUUGUUCUGGAAAGUUUGCUGGGUUGCCAUCAGCCCUGCAUUUCUUGCUUACAUUAUUAUCAGCUCACUGUUGAACCCUCAACCCCUCACGCUAUUCGACUACAAGUUCCCAGACUGGAGCAUCACGGUUGGUUUUGUCAUUGGAGCUUCCUCCUUCAUAUGGAUCCCCAUAUACAUGGUGUACAAGCUUGUGUGGACCCCAGGCUCUCUUAAACAGGUGAGACAUGCAUGCGAGUCAUUACAGCUACUCCACUUGGUAGAUUCCCCCUUGAAAAACAUCCUUAUAGAUCUCAGGAGGAGUCUACUAAAUUGUAAAAAUGCGUACAGUUGUUCACACAUUGUUUUCAAUCCGAUUUCAGCGCCUUGCUGUAUGUCUGCGACCGGAGAGAACACUGCCAGAUAUCCACGCUGACAGUAUGGGGUUAAGUCCGGUACCAUAGACCGCUGAGAGAAAAACGCAAC